UGUCUGCUAUGUUAGCUCACCUCUGGCAAAACAACAACUCCCCUCGAUUUGUUUCCUUAUUCGCUGCGCAAACACCGACAAACAGAGCGAGUAAAAUGUUAGAAUAACCAAAGCGUAUAUUUUUGGUUAGCGUUAUUAUCGUUUUGGCGUUAGUCUAGGCUGAAGACAGAGGUAAUCGGAGCUGCCGACGCACCAUUAUUUGUUAGCUAAUUGUAGCUAACAUCGGGCGACCCAGCGGAGAAAGCAGAGAUGGGGUCCAUCCUAAGUCGCAGGAUCGCUGGUGUUGAGGACAUCGAUAUUCAAGCCAACUCGGCUUAUCGAUUUCCACCGAAAUCUGGGAAUUAUUUUGCAAGCCACUUUUUCAUGGGAGGAGAGAAAUUUGACACACCGCAUCCAGAGGGAUACCUUUUUGGGGAAAACAUGGACCUGAAUUUUCUUGGAAAUAGACCAGUGCAGUUUCCAUAUGUAACACCUGCGCCUCACGAGCCUGUGAAAACCUUGAGGAGCCUGGUGAACAUUAGGAAGGACUCUCUGCGUUUGGUCAGGUAUAAAGAUGACUCUGACACUCUGGUGGAGGACGGUGGGAAACCAAAGGUCCAGUAUGGUGUGGAGUUCACCUUUGAUGCUGAUGCUCGGGUGGCCAUCACCCUCUACUGCCAGGCAUUUGAGGAAUUCUCCAAUGGGAUGGCAGUGUACAGUCCAAAGGAUCCGUCGAUGGCUUCUGAAACUGUGCAUUACAAGCGGGGGGUGAGCCAGCAGUUCUCCAUGCCGUCUUUUAAAAUAGAUUUCAGCGAGUGGAAAGAGGAAGAUCUGAACUUUGACCUCGACCGAGGAGUGUUUCCCAUGGUAAUCCAAGCCGUGGUUGAUGAAGGGGAUGAUUGCCUUGGACAUGCUCAUGUGCUUUUGGCAGCAUUUGAAAGACAUGUUGAUGGUAGUUUCUCAGUGAAACCCCUGAAGCAGAAGCAAAUUGUGGAUCGUGUAAGCUACCUCUUACAGGAGAUCUAUGGGAUUGAGAACAAAAAUAACCAAGAAACUAAGCCAUCUGAUGACGAGAACAGUGACAACAGCAAUGAGUGUGUCGUCUGCUUGUCUGACUUGCGGGACACGCUCAUUCUGCCCUGCAGACAUCUGUGUCUCUGCAACUCCUGUGCAGACACUCUGCGGUACCAGGCCAACAACUGCCCCAUCUGCAGGCUGCCCUUCAGAGCCUUGCUUCAGAUCAGAGCUGUGAGGAAAAAGCCUGGAGCUCUUUCUCCAGUGUCCUUUAGUCCAGUUCUGGCUCAGACUAUGGACCAUGAUGAGCACUCAAGCUCAGACUCGGUUCCUCCUGGCUUUGAGCCCAUUUCACUGUUAGAGGCUCUGAAUGGUUUGCGCUCAGUGUCUCCUGCCAUCCCAUCUGCCCCCCUCUAUGAUGAAAUCAACUUCUCAGGGGGUCUGGGAGGGGACAACAGACAGUUAAGCUCUCCGGAGCAUUUAAGUGAUGGAAGUCUGCAGAAAGGCAAAGUCAGCAAGUCACCUGACAGCACCCUUAGAUCGCCAUCAUCUCCCAUCCAGGAGGAGGAUGAAGAGAAGCUGUCAGAAAUGUCAGACGCUCAGCCACACACUCUUCUGUCCAGCAGCCCCGCCCCCACAGAUGCCACAGCAACUGAGGACGUGGCAGAAUCCCUGUCUCCAGAUGAUGAGGACAGGAUGCAUUCUGGAGGAGACAUCCUGCAGGACUGCAUCAGUGAACACAGCAGCUUGACCAAAACAGAGAGUGACCCACCAGGUGAUCUGUCUUUGCCAGCUCUAGGUCCUGAUUCCUGCUCUAUUGGUAUGGAAGAAUAACUGUGGGUCAUCAGAAAGCCUGAAAAGUCAGAGCACAAAUUGCUCCAGCCAGCCUCUCCUGUGUCCUACAAGCAGCCUUCAUAUGGAAGACGAACACCUCAUCCACUAACUCUGCUAGAGCUUUUUCCUCUCAUCUUUGCUUCACAAAGAUCAUCCAGGCCCUUCAUUCCUUUCACCCCCACAGCCCGGCCUUCUGCUUGUGUGAUCAGAGCCGACAACGGUCCCGAAAGGAAGUUGACAAGAGUGAGGGAGGACUCUGUUUAUUCCAUCGGUGUCUCUUUGCAUAAAAGAAAUUGAACUGCCCCAAGGAUGAUUUCAGUGGCUUGACUGAUGUUUGAAAAACACCCCCCCAGAUUUCAUUAACUCUCGAAUGGUGUUAUUUUGUGUGUCCCUGCCAGAGUUGUGGUUUAGUACUGUUUAUUCCAGAGAUAUUUCACUACCUGUCACGGUGGUGCUUUUAAGCACACUUACUUUAAAUUAACGCUGUAUCAAAGUUUUGAAUACAGAUUGUGUUUGAAAGUGAGCGAAAUACUUUAAUGACUUGCUUUGUUCCUGUCAGGCUGGUUUAUGAGCAGAAUUUUUAAUUACUUGUGUAUCUGUGUCCAUUUGAGCAAAAUCAUUUCUAAUUCAUUCCUUACAACAAAAGUAUGUAAUGAGAUAUGUCUAAGUUGUCUCCUGUCUACCCUAUGGUUGGUCAUUUUAAAUUAUAGAAUAUCUAUGUAUUGCUACUAGAAUCCUGUGUAGUUGCUUUUAAAAUUGUACAUUUCUGUAUUAUCUAUAUACAAAAAUACUGAUAUUGAAAUAAUGGAACUAGAUUCAGUUAACAUGCACAAUAUUUAAGACUGAUAAUCAAGAAGAGCUACAGAUUUACAUCCUAACAGCUGAACUCAAAGAUAAAGCCUGCUACAAGCAUAGAUGCUGCACCUACAUGUUUGCUGGUUUAGUGUGGCACAGUAAGGGUGCUUCUUGUAGGUGUGGCAGAUCUCUACAGUCUUUUUUUUUUUUUUUGUGGCAAUGCCAGUGUCCGCUUCUGUGAUGUAGCUGCAAAAAAAAACAAAGGGGGAGGGGGGGGUCACGUGUUUGUGGGGCUGCAGCGACUGUACUUACCUUGGUCGUGUACGUGUAGCACACUGCAUAUAGAUCUAUGUGCCUUGAAUUAUUAUGGCUGCCUGCUUGUUGCAAUGGACAUUAGUGUUCUUAAAAAUGCCGCCGUAUACAACAGUUUCAGCCUGUAGACGGGAGUUUUUGAUGCUGAUGUACAGAGCCUUUUUUUUUCUAUUGCAAACUUCAUACUACUGGGAAAAUGUAUCUUGUUAUUGAGCAAUAUUCAGUUGAGCUAUUCAUUUACUAUGUUCUGGCCAUGUAUUGAUUAUGCAUUCAAUAUUUGUAUUUAGGUUCAAGUGGGUUCUCCUUGUAACAGUUGUGUUCUUGAAAGGAAGGUAUCUGAUGCAGACUUUGCAUCUUACUAAUCGGGCUCGCAUUUGCAUGUGAAUUUGUAGAGGCUGAAACCUCUCAAUGCUUUUUUUUUUUUUUUUUUUUGGUAAUGUGGUUAUUUUGUCUUCAUCCCCUCCUCUUCUGUGCCAUUUCAACUUGACACUGUGCCUUCCUGUUCUGACCACUAUUGACCUGGUAUCCAGGAAAACUCCACACUAGGUGGUAUUUGGCUCUCUGUAAAAUCAAUACCUGUCUCUCCCCAUGCGUGUAUAGCAGCAUGUGUAUAACAAUAAAGAAAGAUUCAUUACUUCAA
Messenger RNA from Archocentrus centrarchus (flier cichlid), 3574 nucleotides. RefSeq names its product mahogunin, ring finger 1b (gene mgrn1b). The record is from RefSeq and is a predicted model, not a curated record. Gene Ontology annotation, cellular component: nucleus; early endosome; plasma membrane. Gene Ontology annotation, molecular function: ubiquitin protein ligase activity. The transcript has 17 exons. The coding region runs from base 250 to 1827 and encodes 525 amino acids. Gene Ontology annotation, biological process: negative regulation of G protein-coupled receptor signaling pathway; protein ubiquitination; endosome to lysosome transport. NCBI's taxonomy places the organism in Eukaryota, Metazoa, Chordata, Actinopteri, Cichliformes, Cichlidae.